Messenger RNA from Drosophila bipectinata, 1764 nucleotides. RefSeq names its product arrestin domain-containing protein 3-like. Gene Ontology annotation, biological process: protein transport. The record is from RefSeq and is a predicted model, not a curated record. NCBI's taxonomy places the organism in Eukaryota, Metazoa, Arthropoda, Insecta, Diptera, Drosophilidae. Gene Ontology annotation, cellular component: cytoplasm.
UCAUUUUAAUUUCAUUCCUCCUCGGAUUCGGAUCACAUUUUUAGUAUAGAUUGUUUUGAGUACUACUUACAUUUUAAGUUAAGCCACCUCUUAAAAAAAUAAAACUCUAGUCACUAAGUACUAGAGGUAUAAAAUGCCAUCCACGUGUGUUUUUGAGUUUGAUCGCCGAGAGCCGAUUUAUUACAGUGGUGAGACUAUCAAUGGAAGAGCCAUUCUCACUACAACAUCCAGAAAAUCUGUUAAUGAAAUUUACAUCCAUUUCGAGGGCGAGGCUAAGGUGCGAUGGACUGAGCAGAGAACUAGCAGAUCCAAUGGUAAAACUGAAAACCGUACAGACUGUUUCCGUGGCAAAGAAACCUACCUGGAUACCCAAACGAAUGUCUUCGGAUCAGGAGAACUGGCUGCUGGCAGAUAUACAUAUACGUUCUGUAUUCCUUUGCCACUAGGGUGCCCUUCUUCGGUGGUCGGAAAAUAUGGAAAGAUAUCGUAUGAAAUCUCAGUCGUAAUAGAUCGACAGUGGCGCUUCAACAAUAUUUUUAAACAGCCACUGACGGUUCUACAAACUUAUAAUCUAAAUAUGAGUCCUCAGCUUUUGAUGCCCUUGGUUCACGAGGACGUCAAACACUUUUGCUGCUGGCCCUGCCGCUCCGGACCUGUAUUGUCCACUCUCACAGUACCCUUUGGUGGCUAUGCUCCUGGCCAAAAGAUCCACUAUACCUUGGAAAUCGAUAAUCAAUCUGCCGGUAAUGAUCUGAGUGGCAUUGAAGUUUGUUUAAAACAGAGAUACAAGUUUCACGCUCAACACCCGCAUCAUAAGACCCGCGAAAUAGAAAACAUUCUGCACAGGGGUUCGGUGGAAGAACGGGUGUUGCGGCUCUCUAAGAGGAUAAUCGAUGGUACCUUACAGAUUCCAUCAGUGCCACCAUCGUCCCGAAAUGACGGAAUCAUUUCAGUGGACUACCGCAUCAUUCUAACCAUCAAGAUGGGCGAUUGCGCAAUGAACACGAAUUUCCAUAUUCCGCUUGUCAUUGGAACCAUUCCCCUAAUCCAAAGUGCGGAAAAUCCUAGCAGCGCAGCGGAAUGGAUACCAGAGACCCCGGACACUCCUCCUGAUGCUGCUGCGGAUUUGCCACCCAGUUAUGACAAUUGCAAACCACCUCCCUUUGAGGAGGCAACUAGAUUUGGAGACCAUUUCAUAGAUAUCGAUGCCGAUGACCACAACCGAACGGAUGACUUUGUACCCCGUUAUCCGAUGUAUACAAAUUUUGCCCAGCCUUCGGCGCCCCCACCGCCAGAGGAUAUUGAAGAUGUGUCUCUAACGAACUCGGUUCCAGUUCUUUCGCUGCCGCCUUCUUCAACUGCACCAUCUAGUCCCCAGAAUGCAAAUGAAAAUACAACAAACUAUGGCUGGAAUACUUAGAGAAAGUAUAAACUCACUUUCUAAUUUUCAACCCAAUUGUGAUUAAAUCGAAUAACCUAAGAACCAAUUUACUCUAAUUGUUUCCGUUUCUUUAUCUAUUGAUAUUACUUUUAUUUAGCUUUUUUAAGAACAAAUUGUUAAGCGUAUUAUAUUUAUAGUACUUAUGUCACGGAUACAACGUUAAAAAAGUACCCACUUGCAUUUUUUUUGUUAUGUUGAUAACUUUUUUAAGAGCGGCAUAUAAAAAUAAUUUGUAUCAUCUCAAAUUAAGUGUUAAAGUAUACUCCAAAAUAUUGAUCAACAAAUGUGGAUUAUUGAUCAAACAAAAAAUAGAUCAUUUGGUU